Sabethes cyaneus is the source of this 950-nucleotide messenger RNA. It is a transcript of the gene Pfdn2, whose product is annotated as probable prefoldin subunit 2. The record is from RefSeq and is a predicted model, not a curated record. Lineage: Eukaryota; Metazoa; Arthropoda; Insecta; Diptera; Culicidae. The transcript is spliced from 2 exons. Gene Ontology annotation, biological process: protein folding. Gene Ontology annotation, cellular component: cytoplasm; prefoldin complex. Bases 157 to 636 code for a protein of 159 amino acids. Gene Ontology annotation, molecular function: protein folding chaperone.
AACACAGCAAAGAAACACUACGGGUUUUUACGAUUUGCAGCCAAAAGUAAAAGAAAGAGCGGAGGACUUUAAGAUUCCGGUAGUCAAUCAAGUGCUACUCACCUUUUCCGGCCUAUUCCAACUGUGAUUAUCAUCCCGUACCAACGAUUCAGUGUUAUGGCCACAGCACAAAAUGCCACCUCCGCCAGCAGCGGUGGUGCAAAGGCUAAGGAUAAGAAAAGCCAGGAAGAAAUUUAUGCAGAAUUCCAACAGCUGCGAAAUCAACAGAGAAAUUUGAUUAAUAAUCUCAACACACUGGAGUUGGACCUUAAGGAACACAAAACUGUGAUCGAUACACUGAAAACGGUGGAGUCCGGCCGAAAGUGUUUCCGUUUGAUUGGAGGAGUCCUUUGCGAGCAGACAGUAGAAGUUGUGUUGCCGCAAUUAGUUGUGAACAAAGAACAACUCGAGAAAUUAAUCGAAAAUGGUAAAGAACAAAUUACCAAGAAAGGCACGGAGAUCAAUCAAUAUAAAGAUGAACACAAUAUCAAAAUUCGCGGCCAGGACACGACGCCGGCUUCUACAAGCGAAAAAGAAAACGUCGAAGACAAACCCGCGGCAUCUGGGAAUCGAAACGUUCUUGUAGGAAACCUGUAAUUUACGCAAAAUCCCAGUCUAGUGCACCCUAAAACCAAAACUCUCGUGCUCGGGGCUUAUUUCUAGAGUGAGGUGUUUGAUGUAAAGUAGUGUGAUCAGAAUGUAUCGACAAAAACGCAAUUGCAGAAAACCCUCACGACUUUUAUGUAUCUUUCUUAUCGAACUGUCUAACCGCGUAGAACUCAAUUUUCCUUUACAGGCUUAAGACCAACAGAUAAUCUUUAUCAGUAAGCAUACUACCGAGAAUUUAGUUAGAAACUCCUGCUUUUGUCGUUUGUUUCAGUUGUUGCUUGAAGAAUUUGAUCUAAGAUUAU